Annulohypoxylon maeteangense is the source of this 243-nucleotide messenger RNA. Its product is annotated as cytochrome C oxidase copper chaperone-domain-containing protein. Gene Ontology annotation, cellular component: mitochondrial intermembrane space. Lineage: Eukaryota; Fungi; Ascomycota; Sordariomycetes; Xylariales; Hypoxylaceae. The transcript has 3 exons. The record is from RefSeq and is a predicted model, not a curated record. The coding region runs from base 1 to 243 and encodes 80 amino acids. Gene Ontology annotation, biological process: mitochondrial respiratory chain complex IV assembly. Gene Ontology annotation, molecular function: copper ion binding; copper chaperone activity.
AUGGCUUGGCUAGGUGUUUCUAUACCCUGGAUUUCCACGAAGCCCGAGGCCAAAUCUGCCGCGAGUUCCGGCUCCGAUGCGCGCGCUGUGACAAAGCCUAAGCCUUGCUGUGUUUGCAAGGACGAGAAGUCUAAGCGCGACGAAUGCAUGCUUUUCUCGAAAGCAGCCGAUCCCACCUCCGAUUGCAAGACGACCAUCGAUGAGUAUCGAACAUGCAUGGCCGGAUUCGGAUUUCAGGUUUAA